AUGACAAGCAUUGACAUUAAUAACUUACAAAACACGUUCCAACAAGCUAUGAAUAUGAGCGGCUCCCCAGGUGCUGUUUGUACUUCACCUACUCAAUCUUUCAUGAAUACUGUUCCACAGCGUUUGAAUGCUGUGAAGCAGCCAAAAAUCCUGAAGCCUUUCUCAACAGGUGACAUGAAAAUCCUACUACUGGAAAACGUCAAUCAAACCGCUAUUACAAUCUUUGAAGAGCAAGGUUACCAAGUUGAAUUCUAUAAAUCCUCGUUGCCUGAAGAAGAGUUGAUUGAAAAGAUCAAGGAUGUUCAUGCUAUUGGUAUCAGAUCUAAAACGAGAUUAACCUCUAAUGUUCUUCAACAUGCGAAAAAUCUAGUUUGUAUUGGAUGUUUCUGCAUCGGUACUAAUCAAGUUGAUUUAGACUACGCUACCAGCAGGGGUAUUGCUGUCUUCAACUCGCCUUUCUCCAAUUCCAGAUCUGUAGCAGAAUUGGUCAUUGGUGAGAUCAUUAGUUUGGCAAGACAAUUAGGUGACAGAUCCAUUGAAUUGCAUACAGGUACAUGGAAUAAGGUUGCUGCCAGAUGUUGGGAGGUAAGAGGAAAAACUCUUGGUAUUAUUGGGUACGGUCACAUUGGUUCCCAAUUAUCAGUGCUUGCGGAAGCCAUGGGUUUGCAUGUGCUAUACUACGAUAUUGUAACAAUCAUGGCGUUGGGUACUGCCAGACAAGUCUCUACCUUGGACGAACUAUUGAAUAAAUCUGACUUUGUAUCAUUGCAUGUCCCAGCUACUCCUGAGACCAGCAAAAUGUUAUCUGCUCCACAAUUUGCCGCCAUGAAGGAUGGAUCUUAUGUGAUUAAUGCAUCAAGAGGUACUGUCGUGGAUAUUCCAUCUUUAAUCCAAGCCAUGAAAGCCAACAAAAUCGCAGGGGCCGCCUUGGAUGUUUACCCACAUGAACCAGCUAAGAAUGGGGAAGGUUCAUUUACUGACGAUUUGAAUAGUUGGACUUCUGAGUUGGUUUCAUUACCAAAUAUCAUUUUGACACCACACAUUGGUGGUUCUACAGAAGAAGCCCAAAGCUCAAUCGGUGUUGAAGUUGCUACCGCAUUGUCCAAGUAUAUCAAUGAAGGUAACUCUGUCGGCUCAGUCAACUUCCCCGAAGUGGCAUUAAAAUCUUUGUCAUAUGAUCAAGAGAACACUGUCCGCGUAUUGUAUAUUCAUCAUAAUAUACCAGGUGUUUUGAAGACUGUCAAUGAUAUUUUAUCUAACCAUAAUAUUGAAAAGCAAUUUUCUGAUUCGAACGGUGAAAUUGCUUACUUAAUGGCUGAUAUCUCUUCUGUUGAUCAAAGCGAUAUUAAAGAUAUCUAUGAACAGCUAAAUCAAACCUCUGCCAAGAUCUCAAUUAGAUUGCUGUACUGA
Molecule: messenger RNA, 1410 nt
Organism: Saccharomyces mikatae IFO 1815
Lineage: Eukaryota; Fungi; Ascomycota; Saccharomycetes; Saccharomycetales; Saccharomycetaceae
Gene: SER3
Product: phosphoglycerate dehydrogenase SER3
Exons: 1
Coding region: 1-1410 (469 amino acids)
Molecular function (GO): NAD binding; oxidoreductase activity, acting on the CH-OH group of donors, NAD or NADP as acceptor
Source: RefSeq, a predicted model, not a curated record